AUGAAAUCCAAUACCAUAACCAAGAAGUUUGCGGCAUGGCCGUUUUGGAAAAAGCUGGCUGUCGUUGGCAUUGUCCUGAUCAUCGUCAUUCCUCUCAGUGUCGGUCUUGGCGUUGGCCUCUCCCGGGGCAGAUCCGAUGAUGACGAUGGUGGAAGCAGCGGUGAUUCAAACGAAGAUACCCCGGGGAAUACCCCCAACCGCACCUCUCUAUGGCAACCUGAAGUAGGUGCCUCAUGGCAGAUCAUUCUUCUCAAGCCACUCGACAUCAGCGAUGAAGACAAGGUCACACCGGACGUUGACAUCUUCGACUUGGACCUCUACGACAACGAUGCUUCUACCUUUGCCGCACUAAAGAAGCUUGGCAAGAAAGUCAUUUGCUAUUUCAGCGCUGGUUCAUGGGAAGACUGGCGAGAUGAUAAAGAUGACUUUGACGAAGCUGAUUUGGGCAAAGAGCUCGACGGCUGGCCAGAUGAGCGGUGGCUAAAUUUGUCCAGCCCCAACGUACACUCCAUCAUGAAGAAGCGUAUCGAAAUGGCAGCAAAGAAGGGAUGCGACGCUAUCGAUCCGGAUAACGUUGAUGGCUUUCAAAACGAGAACGGCCUCAAGCUCACAAAAGAGGAUUCUGUCAACUUUGUCAAAUUUCUGUCUGAAACGGCAGCAUCGUUCAACAUGUCCACGGGACUUAAGAACGCUGGAAGUAUUAUUUCCGACGUCAUCUCAGAUGUGCACUUCAGCGUUAACGAGCAAUGCGUGGAAUAUUCUGAAUGCGACACAUUUGCACAGUUUAUUGAUCAUGACAAGCCGGUGUUCCAUAUCGAAUACCCCAAAGGUGCUGGAGGAAAGGUGUCUGCUAAAACAGCUGAUGAAAUAUGUUCUGGCAAAGGCAAGGCUGACGGGAGUAAGGGUUUUAGCACAGUCAUCAAGAAGAUGAAUCUGGACAAGUGGGUGGAGUAUUGUAACGGUACGACGUACGCGUCUUAG
This is a messenger RNA of Fusarium coffeatum, 981 nucleotides long. RefSeq lists its product as uncharacterized. The record is from RefSeq and is a predicted model, not a curated record. NCBI's taxonomy places the organism in Eukaryota, Fungi, Ascomycota, Sordariomycetes, Hypocreales, Nectriaceae. The transcript is spliced from 2 exons. The coding region runs from base 1 to 981 and encodes 326 amino acids.